This is a messenger RNA of Haemonchus placei, 666 nucleotides long. The record is from the annotation of a GenBank genome assembly. Lineage: Eukaryota; Metazoa; Nematoda; Chromadorea; Rhabditida; Trichostrongylidae.
AUGUGGUCAUCAUCAAGUCACUGUAAUAAGGUAAUCAUUCACACUUUCCAAAUAGCUAUGGAUUGUGAUCGCGGCUAUCGUGUCACCGCUAUCCGUCGAACAAAGACUUACUAUAAUGUACUUGGAUCGAUCACUGUCGAAUGUGAACAGAUUGCUCGACCUGAAACAACAACUUGCGCGAAGCAACCCAGUAUUCCAAGAUGCAACGGUCAGAUGGAAGGAUGCGUAGGUGACACUUGGCUUGCAGGCUUCCACGCGUACCUGCUGGAAAAUGCGACACAAGUUAUUGUAUUGGAUCCUGUAUGCUGCACUUCUCCGAGUGUUAGACUUGAUUCGAAGGCCUGUAUUAACGAUCAAAUCAACACUGCUGUAAAUGACUUCUCACACUCAGUGGUAUCCGAUUUGACUUAUCGCGGUCUCCAAUGCUGGCAUCAAUACAGCACCAACAGAACACUGGUCGAUUUACUAUGGAAAAUGGAGGUGUGCCCUUUCCAGACAGUCGACUUUCCAUCGGUCACGGCUGAACAAAGCUGUGAAGAUUGCAAAUGUACUUGUGGUGUGCAGCAGUGCGCCAGUGGAGCGGAGCCAGUGCGAGUUAUUCACAAAAAACGGUUGGGUAAAUGUGGCUGCGACUGUAGAUGUUCAUACCGUUGUGUUACCUUUUAG